AAGAAUUGACACAAUAUAAACAUUUUUUUUUUGGUCUGUACCAUAAUGAACUCCAUUAAAAACAAAAAAUUGAAUGAAUUGUGAAUCGCUCUUCAACCAUUUGAUUUAUUUUCUUAACAACUGCAGAGAAGGAUAACAGCGAAAAGACCAUGACAAGCAGCAGUAGCACAGUACAAUCACAGCAGAGAUGGUCUCUCAAGGGAAUGACUGCUCUUGUCACUGGAGGUACCAGAGGGAUUGGACAUGCCAUAGUAGAGGAGUUAGCUGAACUAGGAGCAACAGUUCACACUACGGCUAGGAACGAAGACGGUAUCAAAAACUGCUUGAAAGAUUGGCAGGAAAAAGGUUAUAAAGUUACCGCUUCAGUCUGUGAUGUUUCAGUUCCGGCUGAAAGAAAGAAACUAAUAGAAACUGUAUCCGGUGUAUUUGAUGCCGAACUCAACAUCCUUGUGAACAAUGUCGGGACAGGUGUGUUCAAGGAAAGCGUGGAUUACACCGACGAGGAUCAUGCUAGAACCUUCGCAACUACCUUUGAUUCUGGUUAUGGUCUAUCCAUACUUGCACACCCUUUGUUAAAAGCAUCUGGUUCGGGGAGCAUAGUUUUCAUUUCCUCUGUUGCUGGAGUCGUCGCAAUACCGUUGCUUUCAAAUUAUUCAGCUUUUAAAGGAGCAAUCAAUCAAGUAACCAAGAGUUUUGCCUGCGAAUGGGCCAAAGACAAGAUUCGAGUCAACUGUGUUGCACCAUGGGUUAUCAGAACCCCUAAGCUCCAAACGAUGCUAGAAGACAAGGAGCACGUAGAAAGCUUAAUCUCACGAACCCCAAUCCGUCGCCUAGGUGAACCAGAGGAUGUCUCAUCUCUGGUUGCUUUCCUAUGCCUCCCAGCUGCUUCUUACAUAACUGGCCAAGUUAUUUGCGUAGAUGGUGGAUUUUCAGUCAAUGGUUUCCAUCCACUACAUGACUAGUACAGUGAAUUUCAGUAAUUGGUUAUUGCAGUGUUGUGUUAUUAUUUGAAUUAUGAAUCAAGUGUCAAAUAAAACAAAUAACGUAUAUUUAUCGUUUCUCUUUAUUCGUUACUUCAUUCACAUCGUAAUGUAUAUAAGUUUGAGUACAUUUUCAUGGAGAUCAUUUUACAUGAA
This is a messenger RNA of Papaver somniferum (opium poppy), 1136 nucleotides long. RefSeq names its product tropinone reductase homolog At5g06060-like. The transcript is spliced from 4 exons. Bases 150 to 962 code for a protein of 270 amino acids. NCBI's taxonomy places the organism in Eukaryota, Viridiplantae, Streptophyta, Magnoliopsida, Ranunculales, Papaveraceae. The record is from RefSeq and is a predicted model, not a curated record. Gene Ontology annotation, molecular function: oxidoreductase activity.